Molecule: messenger RNA, 495 nt
Organism: Serendipita indica DSM 11827
Lineage: Eukaryota; Fungi; Basidiomycota; Agaricomycetes; Sebacinales; Serendipitaceae
Source: the annotation of a GenBank genome assembly
AUGCAGCUGAUUGCGCUCGUUUCUCUCGUCGUCUCUGCCGCUGGGAUUUGCCAGGCUGGUGCUGUUCGUGUCCCAUCGACGCUCAUGAAGCGCACGGGGGCCAUUGUCAAGUCUGGACUCGUCGCCCGUCAAGAUUCUGGAACAUGCACGACGGACCAGAUUGCAUGUGACAAUGGUGGCUGCUGCCCCACUGGAUCCGCAGCGCAAGUGGAUGCGCAGACCCCACGACGGUCGAAUGCGAUGGCUUUGAUUUCUGCUGCCCACCCGGCCUCACGUGCUCUCUCGACACGAACAACGAGCCUUUGGACUUCGACAACUCCUCGUGCAACCACCCCGCGUGCUUCUACCUCGACUGCUCCCCGUGCAACGAGCUCUUCGACACGCUCUACGACGAUCAGCACGUCUAGUACCACCACUCCAAAUGGCGCUAACAAGAUGGGAGCUCAUGCAUUUGUGGUUGCGGGAGCAUUUGUUGCUGGCUAUGCACUCUUCUAA